UGCGGGUGGGGGGGGAAGAGAGUGAGGCGCGUGCGCAGUGAGUCACCAGCAGCUGACCGGACGUGUGUGUGUGUGUGUGUGGGGAGCGACAACAAGGCCUGAGAGAGGAGGCAGUCAGUGGGGAUUGGGCUCAGCUGAGAGCGGCGGCGGCUGUGUAUAUACACACACACCGGGGGGGGGAGAGGCAGGAGAGCGGACCAGACACCGGCCAUUCCUGCUCCCGCGGUGGUGGCGGCUCCAGGAGCAGCCAUGGCAAUUUUGUUUGGGGUAGUCGCACGUGGCACCACUAUCCUCGCAAAACAUGCCUUUUGUGGAGGGAAUUUCUUGGAAGUGACUGAACAGGUACUGGCAAAGAUUCCAUCAGAAAACAACAAACUGACCUAUUCCCAUGGAAACUACUUAUUUCAUUAUAUUUGCCAGGAUAGGAUAAUCUACCUGUGCAUCACAGAUGAUGACUUCGAAAGGUCCAAGGCCUUCUGUUUUCUAAAUGAAAUCAAGAAAAGGUUUCAAACCACAUAUGGUUCAAGGGCUCAGACAGCACUGCCUUAUGCAAUGAACAGCGAAUUCUCCAAUGUGUUGUCUGCACAGAUGAGACAUCUUUCAGAAAACAAGAGCACAGACCGUCUUACAGAGACACAGGUGCAAGUAGAUGAGUUGAAAGGAAUCAUGGUUCGAAAUAUCGAUUUGGUGGCUCAAAGAGGGGAAAAAUUAGAGCUUCUAAUCGACAAAACUGAGAAUCUAGUAGAUUCGUCGGUCUCAUUUAAAACCACCAGCCGAAACCUGGCCAGAGCAAUGUGUAUGAAGAACCUCAAGCUGACUUUCAUUAUUGUCAUUGUUGCCAUUAUUGUCGUUUACAUCAUUGUAUCAGCUGCAUGCGGUGGACUGUCGUGGCCACAUUGCGUCAACAAAUGAGCAGAAAUUGUGGUCCUGUUGGUUGGAAGAACAGACUGAUUAAAACCUGAGUUUGAC
This is a messenger RNA of Callorhinchus milii (elephant shark), 969 nucleotides long. RefSeq names its product synaptobrevin-like 1 (gene vamp7). Lineage: Eukaryota; Metazoa; Chordata; Chondrichthyes; Chimaeriformes; Callorhinchidae. Gene Ontology annotation, molecular function: SNAP receptor activity; SNARE binding. The coding region runs from base 250 to 912 and encodes 220 amino acids. Gene Ontology annotation, biological process: vesicle fusion; exocytosis. The record is from RefSeq and is a predicted model, not a curated record. The transcript has 8 exons. Gene Ontology annotation, cellular component: SNARE complex; membrane.